AACUGAUGUCACAUUUAAGUCAAAUGACUGGCAUUUAGUAAAUAAAAGUGUAUUCAAAAUGGUAUAAUUUGUGUAAUUUAGGAUAAGGACUGUAUAUCGACUAUUCACCAUGUUCUAUUAAUUGGGUUGAUUGAACAUGACAACACCUCAUAUCCGCAAUGUCUAGCAGCAGCGAUUCAGAGGAGUUUUAUGACGCUGAAGAUAAUACACCAAAUCAUGGUUCCAGAAACAAGCUUAAGAAGGGAUCAACAGAAAGUAUCACGAAAAGGUCCAGCUCUGAACCCAAUUUCCCCGUAAACAUCCAAACCCAAUCGAAGCAAGUCGAAAGUUUCGAAGAAACCAGCGAGCAUGUGUUUCUGAAGCCUCAAAACAUAUCACCUCCGACUAGCAAAAAGCGGUUUCAAGAGCUUCGAGAAAAACUUCAAAGAGAGGAUGAGGAUGGCUGUGGCAACAUUACGCCACCACACAGCCAGACUUCAUCAGUUGAAGGCGUUUUUGCGGCUCCCAGCAAAGCGUCGCAUCCUUUUCGCAUUAUUGAACAAGAUACCCUUAGUUUACAAAGUAUUAAUUCUCUCGGCCGAUUAAUGAGAGUCACCAAUGCUGAUACUGCUAGAAAGGCAAUUUCCAUUUCCGCUUUGUCGUCCAGUUCGCUGGAUUCCGAAUCAACGCAAAGCUCGAAAAAGUUUCCCAGUACUUUGGCUUUGGCCAACGCAGGGGCCACCGCUCUUGCAACGGAUUCAGACAAAUCGGCUUCGGCUGCUCUUCAAGAACCUGACGUGGUGGCCAGUACCAAAGCCUCUAAUGCUUCACAGCAAAAGCCGAGCCUAAUAGCUGCUGCUCCUGUUGCUCCACCUAGACGUAAAAAGAAGAUCAAAGCCCCCAACUAUCCGGCUACUAUUGCUAAAUCAGCUUCAAGCAGCAGUUUUCCCACUACAGCUGACCUGACUAGUCCUGCCAGUACUAUCGAGUCUCUGGCUCGCGAAAUUGAGCGUCUUAAUUCAGUAUCAUCGGUGAAAUCUCAGUGUUUCAAGUCCGAUAGGCUGGUGCAGAGUCAGUCCGAUGGAUCUAAAAGCUCCACUUUGAAAAGUGGCCAUUCGCUCGACAUUACUCAAGGGAAUCCAGUUGGCUUCAGCAUGACAAGUUCAGAUAGUGCGUUGACCCGAGGACAGUUUGUAGUUAAACCAAUGGACACCGAGAGCAUCAAAGCGCAAGGCACGGGCUUCAAUUGCUCGAUGAAACCUGUGACUGAGUACGUUCCAACGCCUGGAGCCGAUCGUUUAGUACCGCCACUAGAAGAGAGCACCAGCAGCAGUAGUCGGACAUCAAAUAGAAGUAGUUUAGGCCACUACAGUCUCGGUCCUCAUCGGGGAACGCAUCAGAUCUCCGGUCGACAUACGUCGAGGGACCGAAGAAAAUCGGCUGGGGAUGAGAACCUGCUUUGUGCCAGCAAUAUGAAAGUGAGAACCCAUACGGAUUCUGGCAAGCAAUUAUCAGACUUGGAAAUUUUGGAGCAAGUUACCGUUCUUAAUCUUGACACAGAAUCAAAUAAACUACGGCAUUCCUACCUAGUCUAUGGCGAACGCAUUCCUUUAAGUGUGGCCGAAGAUAAACUUCCGCAAUGCAUCAACCCCUUAUCUUUGCAUAUCAUGCGAUUAACAUCCGAGUAUGUCAGUUCCUCCAGUAUGGAAAAAGAAAAAGAAAGUGAUGAGGAAAGUGUUGAUAUCAAGAAAUCCGAUAUUCCUAUUGUGGAUGAUCCUGAAGCUGGCGUAGGAAUGCGCAAACGAACGGCCCGAUUAAAAAGGAUAUUCGGGUCAAACGUUAAGAAGGUCAUGCAUAAAGCGAAGAGCAUUGCUCAGGAGGUAUCUCACGCCAGGCACAAAGAGGACAUCAUUGAUAUCGUGGACAAUGUCCAUCCAGGGGAGCAAAAUUGCAAGCUAAAAGCUUCAAACUCACACAAGGGGCCAUUCGAGUUUGAAAAAGUCGAACACAUCCAGGAGCUGAAAGACGAUCAACACGAGGGUUCAAUUUGGUGCAUGAAAUUCUCGAGCUGUGGACGAUUGUUAGCCACCGCUGGCCAGGAUAAGAUUUUGAGAAUAUGGGUCAUCAAAGAUGCCUAUCCUUUUUUCCAGGACAUGAGAACAAAAUACAACGCUGAAAAAGUGUCGCCAACACCGUCCCAAGAAUCACUUGCAUCCCAUCAUUCAACCGAUCACUCAAAUUUGGCCGCACUGGAGGCAUUAAGCCCUGAAGAGGCCAGUCGAAUCACAUUUAUGCCCAAACCGUUCUGCACUUAUUCGGGACACACCUCAGAUCUAUUGGAUGUUUCCUGGUCGAAAAACUACUUCAUUCUUUCCUCGAGUAUGGAUAAAACAGUUCGAUUGUGGCACAUUUCCCGAAAGGAAUGUCUGUGCUGUUUCCAACAUAUUGAUUUCGUUACUGCUAUCGUUUUCCAUCCUAGGGACGAUCGUUACUUUUUAAGCGGAUCGUUGGAUGGCAAGCUGAGGCUGUGGAAUAUCCCGGACAAAAAGGUUGCUGUUUGGAACGAGGUGGAAGGAAAUCCCAAACUGAUUACAGCCGCAAAUUUCUGCCAAAAUGGGAAGUUUGCCGUUGUGGGAACAUACGAUGGUCGGUGUAUAUUUUAUAGCACUGACCAACUAAAAUACCACACACAAAUCCAUGUGCGAUCGUCCAGAGGACGAAACGCAGUGGGAAGAAAAGUGAGCGGAAUCGAACCGAUGCCUGGAGAAGACAAAAUACUGGUCACAUCGAACGACAGCAGAAUUAGGUUGUAUGAUUUACGCGACUUGAACGUUUCGUGUAAAUAUAAAGGAAAAGGGUAUGUAAAUAUGAGCAGUCAAAUCAAAGGGAGCUUUAGCCACGAUGGAAAGUACAUAAUCAGCGGCUCGGAAAAUCGGGACAUUUACAUAUGGAAGACAAACCACGAUUAUGCCAAGUUUUCCUCCGUUAGAAGGGACCGGAAUUAUUUCUGGGAAGCUAUAAAAGCCCACAAUGCCGUGGUAACUUGCGCAGUUUUCGCACCUAAUCCAGAGGCCAUAAUCAAGAUGUUGGAAGAGAAUCAACGCAAAAGUAUUGGGGCUAGUCGGGAUGAUAUUAGUAGAGUUGAAGACCCAGUAGUCGAACAGCACACCAAAGGCUGUGGCGGCUAUGUGCUCGUCUCGGCUGAUUUUAACGGAUGUAUAAAAGUAUUCAUCAAUAAAACCAAACCAAAGCAUAGUUCUUUGCCGGUUUCGGCAAUGGCUUAGGAACAAGCGUAGAUUGUAAAUUAUGAUUGUAUUAGGGCCGAUACAUAAUUAUUUUUCAAUAUUCGGUGCUGGACCCAUUAACAUUCUCACUCACUUUACAAAUUAAUUGCUAGUAAUAAACCGUUAUUGUUGGCAGCACUACAAACUGUCUUAGUUUUAACAAAUAUUUUAAAUUGUUAUUGUAUGGAAGUUGUUAAAAUAAAUGAAUGAAACGUU
This is a messenger RNA of Dendroctonus ponderosae (mountain pine beetle), 3479 nucleotides long. Its product is annotated as WD repeat-containing protein 44. The record is from RefSeq and is a predicted model, not a curated record. Gene Ontology annotation, molecular function: protein binding. Bases 159 to 3263 code for a protein of 1034 amino acids. The transcript is spliced from 20 exons. NCBI's taxonomy places the organism in Eukaryota, Metazoa, Arthropoda, Insecta, Coleoptera, Curculionidae.